Nilaparvata lugens (brown planthopper) is the source of this 866-nucleotide messenger RNA. RefSeq lists its product as uncharacterized. Lineage: Eukaryota; Metazoa; Arthropoda; Insecta; Hemiptera; Delphacidae. The record is from RefSeq and is a predicted model, not a curated record. The coding region runs from base 198 to 806 and encodes 202 amino acids. The transcript is spliced from 4 exons.
GAAACAUAAUAUCCCAACAAAUCCAAAAUCCACUCAUUCCAUUUGAAAAUUCUCAUCAAACAAGCACAGACUUUUAUAUUUCAUUACACUUUAAACGAAAUCUCCAAAUUCACAGUGAUUAUGUCCUAAAUAACUAACUAAACCAACAAAACACUAGAAAUAUUUCAUUAAAACAGUGUUUUUGACACUCAGCUAACAUGGAUGCUAUGUCUAAAAAGGAGCGGCUGGCUCGUGGGUCAGCCGUGAUCAAAGUGAUGAGGGUGAAUCCGCGGCCGGGUCGAUUUCUCAAGUCCUAUGUCGAUCCCCGCAAACUGCCCAAGCGUGUCAAGGCCAUGACCAAAGAGGGGGUAGCUGCCAUGGCCGCUGGAAUGCCGCAUCUGGAUGUGAGUGAUGCUAUAUUUGAGUUCUCGCCCGCUUCAGCCAAGGUGCAGGGACCGAAUCUGUCGUUGAAUGUGGGGGAACCCGCCAAGUGCGACUUCGAUGAGCCGACUGAAGAGGUCGACGCAGCAGCCGUUGGAGUGCCUGAAGGGGACAAGCUGAUGGAGUGGUUCAGCUACCGGCAGUGGGCCAAGAUCACGAACCCGGCCUAUGACGGCAACAUGGCCUACCACUUUGACGUGAUGCUCGGCCUGCUGAUCAGCAUGGCCAACGACAAGGACAACAAGGAGUUUCCCGACACGGAGGCCUUCCCUUGCGUCCAGUUUCUGCGCACCAUCAAAACGCCCGAGGGAGAUGUGCCUCCCAACUGUAUGGCAUUCAUAUCCUACAUUCAGUACGUCUGUCAAAAGAUGUUGGACGAGGGCUGAUUCUAAAUGCCGACAUUUCAAUAUUAUUGAAAUAAAACUAUAACAUGAUACACAUAAUAA